ACCAAACUGUACCAGAAGGCAAAAGGAUCGACUGUAUGCCGCCGAAGGACGGAGCCCCAACCACGUGGCCCUGACUCAAACCAGAACACGUUCCAAACUGUCCCCAGUCCACUCGCAACCUCAAACCCGACAGCCCCGACCUUACCAUCCAAACGAACCGCCCCACACCGCAACGUGAAACCUCUCUUCCGCAUCUCAACCACCUACUCAACCAUCGCAGCCAGAGCUAUCUCAUUCCAACGUCAGCUCCUCACUGGUAUCACGCCCCACCAGCUUGCUCAAAAUGGGCUCUACCACCAAGUCCGCGCCGGAGUGAGCGACACCGCUUGCUGCUUCACCUGUGAGGCCGUGGUCCCGCUGAUGCCAUCCAGGAAAACCCAAAAUACACAAAGAAGACUGCUUAUGGCAAGUUAUUGCCAUGACCUUAAACUGUUUAUACCGUCUCCACUUCUUCACUCCCACACACCCUUUUCCGCAAACCCAUCUGGCCAGAUCUCCGCUGCCGAAUCUAGCUCUCGACCCAACCCUACAAUCGUGAACCAAGCGGAACACGACCUCAGACUUCUUACUGCUGCUAGCACCGCGACCAGCCACCGUUCCUCCAUAACCUAUCCAACCCACCCCGAAGAUCACAUCUCCCACGUGUCAAAACAAACCUACGCCUCUGUUCUCCAGCAACCCACCACAUCUUUACCGCCACCGACGACUAGACCUCAACUCACACCUCUUAAUCCCCCAGUUACAAUCGAAGAACUUCGCCGCCGUUUUCACAACAAACCGUCGCCAUUUGAGCUUGAGAAAAGAAAAACGAAACGCCAAAAGACCACAUCCGUCGCCCAAUCGUUGUCUAGGUUCGUGAACUCAGCAUGA
Penicillium cinerascens is the source of this 870-nucleotide messenger RNA. RefSeq lists its product as uncharacterized. The transcript is spliced from 2 exons. The record is from RefSeq and is a predicted model, not a curated record. Lineage: Eukaryota; Fungi; Ascomycota; Eurotiomycetes; Eurotiales; Aspergillaceae. The annotation marks the transcript as partial.